CAUAAUUUAAAAAGUAUAUUUCAUCAAAUAUACGAAAAACUUCAUGAUACACAAAAGAACAAAUAUGGAAAUAAUUCGGAUAUAAAUUAUACAAAACUGCGAGAAAAUUGGUGGGAAGAAAAUCGUGACGAUAUAUGGAACGCAUUUAUAUGCGGAACGAAACAAUAUGUACCAAAAAUUACGUCUGGUAAAAUUACGUUUGGUGGAGGAACUACUGCUCAAUCACUUGUAUGUGAAAGUAAGGAUCUCAAAAAAGAUUUACCUCCUGAUGAAAAUGUUCCACAAUUUUUACGCUGGUUCGAGGAAUGGGGCCAAGAUUUUUGUGUUGAACGCAAAAAACAACAAAAAUUAGUAGAUGAUUCCUGCAAAAAAUGUAGUGAUGGUACCUGCGAUAAUGGAUUGGGUUCAAUCCUUUUCACUAUAAUGCGUUCCAUUGGUUGUAACUGUAAAGAACAAUGUGACAAAUAUUCUACGUGGAUGGAUACUCAAAAAUCACAAUUUGAUAAACAAAAAAAUAAAUAUAAUCAGCUGAAAGAUACGUUAGAAUAUAUGUCUUUUACGGGUAGUGGAAAUAAAAAUGCACCACAAUAUUUAGAUGAAAAAUUUUUAGAAACUAAAUGUAAAGGUAACAAUAAUAAUAACGGCCUAAAGUUUGAUAAUCCAAAAACAUUUUCUUCAUAUCCUGAUGUUUAUGAACAGAAGUGCAGUAAAUGUAGUCCACAAUUAGAAGUAUACUUAGGAAAAAAAAAUGAUGGAAAGAACGAAAAAACAGCAUGUGAAAUAACUGAUAGCGAUAUCAUGAAUGGUGCAAUUGCAGCUCCGUGUGAUACUAAAAAAACAGAUAAAAAAGUAUGGGAUUGUAAUAUAACAAGUAAACUAAAAUCCCAUAGUAAUACAUGUGUUCCAAAGAGAACAAAAGAGUUAUGUUUAGGAUAUUUUGAAAACCCAAACUUUAAAAAUCAUAUUAUAUAUGAUAAUGAGAAAGGUUCUGUAAAUGAAAAAUUUUUAAAAGGUGUUAUUCUUGAAGCAAAACAAGAAGGACAAAAAAUAUGGGAAUAUUAUGUCGAUAAAAAAAAACAUUAUGGUGAUACCAAUAAAAAAAAAGAAGCAUGUAAAAUUAUGAAAAGAAAUUUUGCGGAUCUAGGAAAUAUAAUUAAAAGAACAAAUAUAUGGAAUAAAAAUGAUGAGAUAGAAAAUAAAUUAAAGGAAAUUUUUGAAAAAAUUUGGAUAAAACGUCCAGACGAAGGAA
Plasmodium gaboni is the source of this 1249-nucleotide messenger RNA. Its product is annotated as putative EMP1-like protein. Gene Ontology annotation, cellular component: membrane. The annotation marks the transcript as partial. The record is from RefSeq and is a predicted model, not a curated record. Gene Ontology annotation, molecular function: host cell surface receptor binding. The transcript has a single exon. Lineage: Eukaryota; Apicomplexa; Aconoidasida; Haemosporida; Plasmodiidae.